CUUUUGGGAAUGCAGUAUAUAUACCAACUUAUAACGCCAGGAACGAGGCUGCUUCCCAAAUCGGUUGGUCCCUUCUGUUUUCCUCAUCAGCCAAAAGGGUUUUGAACCCAAACAAACACCAAGAUGUCAGGGAAAAAGGUGUCAUCAAGUCGUAAGCAUCAGCUGAAGAGUUUGAUGCUAUCCAUCGCUAAAGGUAUACUGGAGGAGGAAGAAAGAGAGCGAGAGGAGGCAAAGAGGAGGUACAUAGCUGAGACCUGUCCUCCUGUGUCCAUGCCCAGGACCAUGCAGGAGCUGCAGGAUCUGUGCAAGGAGAUCCACCGCAAGAUCGACGGGAUCGAUGAAGAGCGAUACGACCUGGAGAUGAAAGUCAACAAAGCCAACAAAGAGAUCGAUGACCUGAAGAUUAAAGUCCAGGACCUGAUGGGCAAGUUUAAGAAGCCCGUGCUGAAGAAAGUACGCAUGUCUGCAGACGCCAUGCUGAAAGCUCUGCUGGGCUCCAAACACACAGUUAACCUGGACCUGAGGGCCAACCUGAAACAGGUCAAGAAGGAGGUGAAGGACGAGGACAAAGAGCUCCGUGAUGUCGGCGACUGGCGCAAAAACAUUGAAGACAAAUCCGGCAUGGACGGGAGGAAGAAGAUGUUUGAGGCUGAGGCCUAAAAAGAGCUUAAGAGUAUUUUUAGUUUCUGUUUGUCACUGACUGGCUUAAUCUGACGAUUAGAAAGCACACAAACAUUUUUGAUCCUGUAAAAAUUUUUACUGAAUAAACAAACAAUUCCUGCUGAAGAAGAUGUGCUGUCUUU
Molecule: messenger RNA, 803 nt
Organism: Oreochromis aureus
Lineage: Eukaryota; Metazoa; Chordata; Actinopteri; Cichliformes; Cichlidae
Product: troponin I, fast skeletal muscle-like
Exons: 7
Coding region: 124-660 (178 amino acids)
Biological process (GO): muscle contraction
Cellular component (GO): troponin complex
Source: RefSeq, a predicted model, not a curated record